AUGGAGCUCACCGGCUUUGACCUCUUUGCCUUGUUUCUUUGUUCAAGCAUCUUCGGCUUGCUCGUGUCGUCUGAGCUCAUCAGUGGGCGCGAGAUGACGCUUGUCGUAGCAGUGUUUGUGGCGGUCGUGACAAUGCUAUUCACGCAGUUUUCCACAAGCAAAGUGCUGGCUGACUUCCUGUCCAAAGACGUCAGCAGCAUUCACAAGAAGCAGCUCGAGGACCUGACAGAAGCCCAUGGCCGCCACACAGCUGGACUGAAGAGCGAGCAUUACGGCGCACAUGUGCGGCUACUGAAUAAGAUCAACGAUGCAAACGCACGGUUCGAUCGGAUUUACCACGAGUAUGAGCAAAUGUCGACAAGGUAUCAAGAGCAGAUGCGCAACAUGCAAGAGAAGGAGGACCGAAUUCAGUAUCUCGAAUCAAAGCUUGGGGAAUUCGGGCAGAGCAGGACUAAUCUUGCUCGGGUUCCUUUGUCUGCUCCGGCGCCGCAAAUCAGCUUUAUGAAACCACCACGUCGCCAAAGAUUCAAUGAGGGAAGCCGAUGGCCUCCUUCCAGGGGCCUGCUUCCCAGGGUUGUCGAAGCUGAGAACGAGUAG
This is a messenger RNA of Bipolaris zeicola 26-R-13, 597 nucleotides long. RefSeq lists its product as uncharacterized. NCBI's taxonomy places the organism in Eukaryota, Fungi, Ascomycota, Dothideomycetes, Pleosporales, Pleosporaceae. The transcript has 2 exons. The record is from RefSeq and is a predicted model, not a curated record. Bases 1 to 597 code for a protein of 198 amino acids.